AUGUUAGGCUUGCUUGAAACAAAAAGGGAGGAUAUUUCGAAAUAUGAUAUUGGGAGGAUUUGGGGUAACAGCUCUGUAGAUUGGGAAUUUGUGGAAUCUGUUGGGGCAGCGGGGGGGCUACUGCUGUUGUGGGAUGAUAAUGUGUUUCAGAAAAGAAAUUGCUAUAAAGGAGAGAGAUGGUUAUGCAUUGAGGGAGUGUUAACUAAGAAUAAUUUUCAGUGUGCUUACUGUUUGGUUUACGGGGCGCAUGGUAGGGUGGCAAAGCGGGUGGUGUGGGAGGAAUUGAGCUAUAUAGCAGGUUUGUGUCAGAUUCCUUUUUGUUUUAUGGGGGAUUUCAAUGAGAUUUUGCAAAUUGAAGAUCGAAAAGGGUUGCAGAGUUUGCCAGGGUCAGCGGAAGAAUUUAAGAGUUGGGUGCAAGACAUGCAAUUGGUGGAUCUUCCCCUUACUGAUAGGAAGUUCACUUGGUUCAGAGGUCAAUCUUGUAGCAGAAUUGAUAGGGUGCUGGUUAAUAUAGAAUGGGUGGAGGAGUUCCCUGACAUUAGGCUGAAAGGGGGGCCAAGAGGAUUGUCUGAUCACUGCCCGUUGAUUGUGGAGGAUAUAAGAGGAAGAGGGGGGCCUAGACCAUUCAGGAGUCUGGAUUCUUGGUUUACCCAUGAAGAUUUUCUGAGGAUGGUAAAAAAUGAAUGGCGGACUUUGGGCGAAGGUCCGUUUCUUGAGAAACUGAAGGCUUUGACACUACCGCUGAGACAAUGGCACAAGGCUAACUUUAGUGAUAUGGAAAACAGACUAACUCAGUUUGAGGAAGAGAUUAGGAAGUUGGACGAGAAGGUUAGUGAAGGUAUCUAUGAUGAUACAACGGAGGCUAGAAGGAAGGCACUGGUGAGAUUUUGUGAAAAAUGGUACAUUAGGAAGGAAAUUCAUUGGAAGCAGAUGUCUAGAUCUAAACAUGCAAGAGACAUGGACAGAAAUACUCGGUACUUCCAUCAUAUUGCAUCGGCUAGAAGGCGGAAUAACAGGAUUGAUGCUCUGAUGAUCCAAGGACGGCUUGUGAGGAAUCAGGCAAGGAUAAAGCAUGCAAUAAGGGGAUUCUAUAAGGAACUGUACCGGCAGGAGUAUGUGCCAAGGAUUGGUGUUCGGGAUGGGUUGUUGCCGCAAAUUGAUGUAGUUGAGUCAGAGGCCUUGGAGGUUUUACCGUCUGCAGAGGAAAUUAAGGAGGCAGUAUGGGAUUGUGAAUCAUCGAAGGCCCCAGGUAGUGAUGGCUACAAUAUGAAUUUUAUCAAGAAAUGUUAG
Molecule: messenger RNA, 1290 nt
Organism: Arachis ipaensis
Lineage: Eukaryota; Viridiplantae; Streptophyta; Magnoliopsida; Fabales; Fabaceae
Source: RefSeq, a predicted model, not a curated record